Molecule: messenger RNA, 2975 nt
Organism: Pelmatolapia mariae (spotted tilapia)
Lineage: Eukaryota; Metazoa; Chordata; Actinopteri; Cichliformes; Cichlidae
Gene: sephs1
Product: selenophosphate synthetase 1
Exons: 10
Coding region: 771-1949 (392 amino acids)
Biological process (GO): L-selenocysteine biosynthetic process
Cellular component (GO): cytoplasm
Molecular function (GO): ATP binding; selenide, water dikinase activity
Source: RefSeq, a predicted model, not a curated record
AUUCGCGUUGACGCUGAUGUUGCACACAUCGCAUGGCGAGGGACAGGAAAGGGUUAAUUUUUUCCGCCGCCGACAUUUUUGUUCGGCGCUCUACGGCAACUUUUUAACUUACAUGUGCUACGAGCUGACACUGCGACUCAACGCUACGCGUCACGUUUAGGUCGCAGUGUGCGUCUUAUCUGUUUUUAGAUGUGCGGCAGGUCUUGGAGUGGGCUGCUCAUCGGCUCUUUGUUACACGGAGCUGUUCAACGGCUCCUGCAUGGAGCAGCGUUUGCUAGCAAGAGCUAGCAGCAUCAGCAGCAGCCAAAACUGCAUUUUCAGCAAAACAAACAGACGUAGAGGGUGUAGCUGUCAUUAUCAACGCACGUGGCUUAAAGCUGAGCUGCCGACAGUGUGUUAUGCCGCUCACAUCACACGGAAUCACUCACACAUCAUUACUUUUAUUGUUAGCCUGUGCCCAAGGGUUGAAUGAACUUGGGAUCGUUGCUUGUCUUGAACACUACCCCACUAUACCAGUAACGGCCCCUUCAUCAGCUCACGCCGGUUUAUGUUAAAAACCGAGAUUAUAAGUAACAACCAACUUGCACGGCGUUUCAGUUUUAUCAACUUUGUGGAGCUCAUUUUUUGGAACACAAAAGUUUAUUAUAUUUUCAGUGAUUGGAGAGUAUUUUGGGGGGGGGCUUUAGGUGAUGCCACAUUCAUUAUUGUGCAUUUCAAUUUUAAAGUCAUUGAUGUGGUUCUAGUGGUGCGGACCCAGAGCUUCUUCAGACAUGUCUGUGAGGGAGUCUUUUAACCCUGAAAGCUAUGAGCUGGACAAGAACUUCAGGCUCACACGGUUUGCUGAGCUCAAAGGCACAGGCUGCAAGGUCCCCCAAGAUGUGUUACAGAAGCUGCUAGAAACCCUGCAAGAGAACCACUAUCAAGAGGAUGAACAGUUCCUGGGGGCGGUUAUGCCUCGAUUAGGCAUUGGCAUGGACACGUGUGUGAUCCCCCUCCGGCAUGGUGGCCUUUCUCUUGUCCAGACAACAGACUACAUCUAUCCCAUUGUGGAUGACCCUUACAUGAUGGGAAGAAUUGCUUGUGCCAAUGUUCUAAGUGACCUGUACGCCAUGGGAGUUACUGAGUGUGACAACAUGUUGAUGCUUCUGGGAGUCAGCAACAAAAUGUCAGAGAAAGAGAGAGACAAAGUCAUGCCACUGAUCAUCCAGGGAUUCAAAGAUGCAUCAGAGGAGGCAGGGACGUCUGUAACAGGAGGUCAGACGGUGCUCAACCCCUGGGUAGUGAUGGGAGGGGUUGCAACAACAGUUUGCCAGCCCAAUGAGUUUAUCAUGCCAGACAAUGCAGUGCCAGGAGAUGUGUUGGUGUUGACCAAACCACUUGGAACACAAGUGGCAGUUGCAGUGCAUCAGUGGCUAGAUAUUCCUGAAAAAUGGAACAAGAUCAAGCUGGUGGUGACGCAGGAGGACGUAGAGCUGGCCUACCAUGAAGCCAUGAUGAAUAUGGCUCGGCUCAACAGGACAGCUGCGGGUCUCAUGCACACCUUCAAUGCUCACGCAGCGACCGAUAUCACAGGGUUUGGCAUCCUCGGCCACGCUCAGACGUUGGCACGACAACAACGAAGUGAGGUGUCUUUUGUCAUCCACAACCUCCCAGUGCUCGCCAAGAUGGCCGCCGUGUCUAAAGCCUGUGGGAACAUGUUCGGGCUCAUGCAUGGCACCUGUCCUGAAACAUCAGGAGGCCUGCUUAUUUGUUUACCUCGAGAACAAGCUGCCCGCUUCUGUGCCGAGAUCAAAUCCCCAAAAUACGGAGAAGGUCAUCAAGCAUGGAUCAUCGGGAUUGUAGAGAAAGGAAACCGCACUGCUCGCAUCAUUGACAAACCACGAAUCAUAGAGGUGGCACCACAGGCAGCCACACAGAAUGUCAACCCAACACCUGGUGCAACUUCUUAAACCUCCUCUGUUGCAUCACAGACCGGACCCCAAAAGCUCUGAGUGAUUUUAGACACAUAAACUACAGAACCAUCCUAGAGUGUUGAAAUAUAUACACAAAUAGUAUGUACACAGAAAAGACUGGGUUGGCGUGCCAUCAACAUGAAAACAGCUCCACACAGUGGCCCCGUGGGGGCACAUCACUACCCAGUGGACUCAACCUGCAGUAUCCCCGCGAUAAAAAUUGGUAAGAAAUAGAGCAUUCUUAAAAUCCACUUGCUUUUGUUGUCUAUUGUAUUCUGUUAUGUUCAGUGUGCUUGACUGGCAGGCAGCUUCUGAUAGGAGAUAAUCUGAUACUGCUGAUUCAUUUUGAAUCAUUAGGAAGUCUGGAGUCGGUUGCCUCUUUGGCUCUCUUAAAACUUCUCUCAUCAAACCAUGGUGGCGUUUUUGUUUAUUGUUCAUUUACUUUGUUGUACAGUUAUACAGCCUAGUUUUAGUUCAUUGUUGUAACUGAUGCCUUGAUGAAAAUAAGUGCGACCAGAAUGGCUUGUUUUUUAUUACUUUGACUUUUUGUAUUGUCCCUGCAUAAACUAAUAAACCAUCAUCUAUUUGAAAUUUAGUCUCACUUGUGUGGAUAAACUAAAUCAAAUUGGCCAUGUAGUUACAGUGUAGUUACAAUAUUGAACUAAAGUUUUAUAAAAAACAGAUACUUCUCUAAAGUGGUUUCUUAUUAAGUUAUAAAUCAUCGUGUGGUCUUAGAUACAUUAAAAUCUGCAGAACCCUCAGGAGAUGAACUGUAAACCAUCUGCAUUCUCAUUAUGUCAUGUUUAACAUAAUACAAAAUACAGGAUCUUUUUUUUUUUUUUGUCCCUCAUCAUUGCCAGAAUAUGUACGGCAAGAACGCUGAGUUACAGUAAUGAAGCUUCCAGCUGGUCAAAGGUCAGAUAGCAGGGAUGAAUCAGGAAGCUCUCUGUAAAACUUCAGGAACAUGUCAAAAUCCCCCUUGCCACCUCUUAAAAUAAACUUCUCUAAUAAAAAAAAAAGUUU